AUGUCGGGUCCAGGUGACACGCCCUAUCUCGGCUCAAGAAUCUCGCUCAUUAGCAAGGCUAAAAUCCGAUAUGAGGGUAUCCUGUACGCUAUCGAUACAGAGAACAUGACUGUAGCUCUGACGAAAGUGCGAUCCUUCGGAACCGAAAAUCGCGACUGCGAGCGUCACGUGGCCGCUCGUGAGGAGACCUUCGAGUACAUCAUCUUCCGUGGCACAGACAUCUACGAUCUGACGGUUUGUGAUCUCCCCCAGGAUCGUCUUCCUCAAGAUCCCGCAAUUCUGAACGUUUCUCAGCAACCAGCUCCCAUCGGUCAUCCCCAACCUGGCUACGGAGCUGCCCCAGUGCCCCCAGCACAGCCUGUUGCUCCCACUUACGCUCCUGAACCUCAAGCCGCGCCGUCCCCAGCCGCUGAAGCCGCUCCCCAGCAGCACAAAGACCGACGUGACAACCAAGAGCGCAACCAAAACCGCAACCAGAAUCGGCAGAACCAAGGAGGCAACCGGCAAAACUACAACAACCGCGGAAACAACAACGAGAACUGGAAUCAGAAUCGCUCCCAGCAAAACAACCGCCAGCAAAACGAAAAGGAAAAGUACACUGAAGAGUUCGACUUCGCCGCGGCGAACAAGGAAUUCGAAGAAAUCCGUGACAAGCUUGAUCGAGAGCUCAAGAUUUCCCUCGGCGUCAAUAAAGACGGAAACGACUCUGAAAACGAAGAGAACGAUCAGGAGCCAGAAGAACUGGAGAGCGGAGAGAUCGAAGAAGACACCACCGAAGCGUACUACAAUAAGACGAGCUCCUUCUUCGACAACAUCUCCUGCGAGGCAAACGACCCGAAGGGCGAGAGGAUCACGCGAUCUGCCGAGCGCAAGCUCAACUCGGAAACGUUCGGCAUCACGGCGAACAGGGGCUACCGCGGAGGUGGACGCGGUCGGGGCCGAGGUCGCGGCGGCGGGGGCAACUACCGCGGCCGAGGAAACUACCGUGGAAACAAUAAUUACCACAACAAUCGAAAUAGCAACCAAGACGGCAACUGGCGGCAAGGCCACGACAACCGCGGUGGCAACCAAGUCGGCAACGGGGAGAACAACUACAACAACCGACGCAACAAUUACAACAACCGAAAUCACGGAAACAGUAACAACCAGGGCGGCCAUUGGAGGGGAGGCAACAGCCAGGGCAACAGGAGCUUCAGGGGGCGCGGCAACUACAGAAACAACCAGGGCCAGAACGACAACAGAAAUAACAAGCGAAACGAGUGGGUGGACUACGACUACGACGUUUCGAAAGCGCGCCAAAAGACCGAAGCCUGA
Molecule: messenger RNA, 1314 nt
Organism: Oikopleura dioica
Lineage: Eukaryota; Metazoa; Chordata; Appendicularia; Copelata; Oikopleuridae
Source: the annotation of a GenBank genome assembly